Messenger RNA from Tyto alba (common barn owl), 2584 nucleotides. It is a transcript of the gene CSDC2, whose product is annotated as cold shock domain containing C2. Gene Ontology annotation, molecular function: mRNA 3'-UTR binding. Gene Ontology annotation, biological process: regulation of mRNA stability. The transcript has 4 exons. The record is from RefSeq and is a predicted model, not a curated record. The coding region runs from base 338 to 799 and encodes 153 amino acids. NCBI's taxonomy places the organism in Eukaryota, Metazoa, Chordata, Aves, Strigiformes, Tytonidae. Gene Ontology annotation, cellular component: cytoplasm.
UGACGUCAGGGGAAGGCGUGUGGAUGCGUGUGUGUGCGAGGCGCACAUCAUAGCCACAUCAGAUACCGCAGAUCCAUCAGCAGGCAGCCGGCAGGCAGGCAGGCAGGCAGUUGGAGAAAGCCCCCCCCAAAGCCGGGCUGCAGGCAAGACCACUGCUCCUCGCAAGGUAGCGGAAGAGCCUUCGGCCCCGCCGAGCACCGAUGCUUUGCAGAGCGCAGCUCCAGGGAGCCCGUCACUGCUGAGGAGGUCGCAGGCAGCAGCCCCACGUGCCUGGGCCCCCUUUCUUCUUGCCGCCUGACCACCCGUCCCCAAAACGGAGGAGCCCGCCGGCCCCACCAUGUCGUCGGACCCCAGCGCCCCGCCGGCGGUGCCGCCGCUGCACUCCCCCAAGUCGCCGGUGUGGCCCACCUUCCCCUUCCAGCGGGAGGGCAGCCGCAUCUGGGAACGGGGCAACCUCCUGCUGCGGGACCUGCCCAGCCCCCUCCCCACCAAAAGGACCAGGACCUACUCGGCGACGGCGCGCGCCUCCGCCGGCCCCAUCUUCAAGGGCGUCUGCAAGCAGUUCUCGCGCUCCCAGGGCCACGGGUUCAUCACCCCUGAGAACGGCACAGAGGACAUUUUCGUCCACGUGUCUGACAUCGAGGGGGAAUACGUCCCAGUGGAGGGGGACGAGGUGACGUACAAGGUCUGCCCCAUCCCCCCCAAGAACCAGAAGUUCCAGGCGGUGGAGGUGGUCCUCACCAACCUGGCACCCCACACGAAGCACGAGACGUGGUCUGGCCAGAUCAUUGGCUCUUAGGCGCCCAGGGGGGGCCGCCAGCCGCUCGGCCCCACGGAGCAAGCCUGCCCGGCCGCUUGCGGGGGGCGCGGGGGGAGCCGAGGCGGCAGUGGGGCCGGGGCUGCCCCCAAACACGCAGGCGUUUGCGUUCGGUGUCUUUUAUAAGGUUACGGUUUCCUUUCUCUGUGUGUGUUUGUAAGUGUCUGUUGAGGGGGAUGGGGGAAGCAGAGCCCUCCCCUGCCGCCCCCCAGCUCCGGGGGCAGCGCCGAGCCCCGUGUCCCCUUCCUUGCCCCCACGGCCAUGGGGAGCAGGGGAACCAGUCCUACCCCCCAGCCCCUUGGUUGCCCCAGGCUGAAGCAGGUGCUGAGAGCAGGAGGUGGCUGGGAGGGUGCUGGGGGGGCUUGUCUUGUCCUCCUGAACCUCACUCCAGCAAGAUGGGCACCCCGCUUGGUCCCACUGCCCACAGCAGGGCAUGCCGUGGGGCUGGGGGGAAGUGGGGCGGUGUGGGGCGGCGUAUCACUGUGCGGGGACUGGGUGGCUGAGACCCAUCCCCAUCGCUGGCAGCUCACGGCACCCGCCUGAGCCAUGUCCCUCCAUCAAAAAAUCUCUCAGGUCAGCAGUGCCACGGGGAGGUGAGUGGCUUACAGAAAGAAAAAAAAAUUAGUUUUAAGGGGCAAACGGCUGCUGGCAGGGUGUUGGGGGGCUGCACCUGGGCGUGGGGCGGGGGUGCACUUGGCACUUCUGUGCUCCCUGCCACCGCUGGCUCGGUGCUGACAUGGUUUUGGGGAGAUGGCCACCUCCUCCUCCUCCUCCCCUUGUUCCCUCAGCCCCCUGGGACCCCCCCCUUCCCCUGUGCGCACGUGUGUGUGUGUGUGUGUGUGUGUGUGUGUGUGUGUGUGUGUGUGUGCAUGUCCAUAGCUUGCUGGGGGGGGGGGGGGGGGCGGGGGAGCAAGGGGCUGAGGGGUUUGAGUAGCCUCAGCCAUGGGACGAGUGCAGCCACCUCCUCCCCAGCCCCUCGGUGUAGGCAGGGUCUCGUAUACAAAGCACAAACUCUGUUUUUGGUCUUCUCUGCCAUACCCUGGCCAGGCGGGCUCCCACGGCCCUGGGGAAGGGACAGGGCAGGGGGCGGCGGGACAGGGGAGGCAUGUACCCCGCUGGGCCUGAACAGACCCCAGGGAAACGGUGCCUGCACAGACACGCCAGGGAUUAUCAGCAUCUUAAGGGGUUUAUUUCAAAUCAGGGCGAGCAGCCCCCCCCCGAGCAGGGUGGGUGAUGACAGCCGGCUCCCCAGGCACCCACUCAGCAGGAGCCGCCGGUGCCGCCAGUCCUCCGCACUGAUGGAGAGGGGCAUUUUCCACCUUUCUCGCCACCACUGUUGCGGUGGGGACAGGUCUGCCAUAAGCAGGGAGAGGAGGGGGGCAAGGCUGGUGCCACGCGGGACAGCUGGGGCCCUGUGGAUUUGGGAGGAACACUGCCCGCUGCCCCAGCCCAGGCUGGCGGGGGGACUGCCCCGGGACCCCGCAGCCAAUCUCACUGCCAACCCGAAGCCCGUCUCACCCAGGGGCUACACGACGCUGGCUCAGGCCCCAGCCAUCCCUGAGACAUGCAGUCAGCUUGGCCAAGGCAAACUUUGUUCGAAUUUUUUUUUUUUUUUUUUUUUUUUUUUCUCUCUCUUUUCUUUUGGAAAUAAACUAAAACCCUAGACUUGUCGGUGUUUUUACAUCUCCAGUGUGGUUCCCGCCUGUCUGACUGUGCGUCGACCUCUGUAACAUUGGCAAUAAACCAUUAAAAGUGACUUUCCCAUGA